UGACUUUAUAAACUGUCAAUUUUUUUUAAAGUGCUGCUGUUGUGUUUUUCAUUUUUUCAUUUGUGCCCAACUGGUGAUCAGCAAGAUACCACAACAAUCCAGCUGCCUUUCUGGUUAUAUCCAAAAUAAAACCAAAGGGUCUGUCUGCACAGAGGUUUAACAACCCGAUUGUUCUCUGUGAGCAGCGUUUAUUCUUUUAGUUGCUUUGACCAGAAAGUGCAAGAACGCUCAUCUCUUGCGAUGUUUUUUCUGCUCGGAUUGGCCUAGAUUUAUUCAAAUUGUGUAAUUUCCUUCGGUUUCUCUGAUCUAUCGAGACUUCUUUUGCAGUGCGCUCCUAAACAAGAUUAGAAAGGUGCACAUCUAGGACCGAACCCCUUAGCGUUACAUAAACGGCCCGUGUUCAGUGGAAUAUAUUCUGAAAGCCGCCUUAAGAAGGUCUACUCCGAAGUAAGCCCCAUUUCAUCCAGUGGGGCUUACUCCCAGGAAAAGGUUUUGCAAGGAUGGCGACUCGCAGAAGUCCGAGAAGCCGACGCGGGAGGUCGAUAUGAGAACGAAAGCGAAGCGUGCGGGGCCCUCAAAAUGGCGGCGCUUGACGUCACCCUGGCCGCCUGAGAGGCUGACUGGAGUUUCAAAACAGGGAGGUGUCGGAAGCGGCUCCUUUCUGGCUUCUGGAGAGCGGGGGAAAGGCUGGAGCCGGCGCCGCCAUGGACUGCUUUGCCUGGACCAGCGGCCUCCUGGAGAUCAACGAGAACCUCGUCACGCAGCAGCGCGGGGUCCGCCUCUACGACGGGGAGGAGAAGGUGAAGUUUGAGGCUGGGGUAUUGCUACUGAGUACACACAGAUUGAUCUGGAGAGACCAGAAGAAUCAUGAAUGUUGUAUGGCUAUUCCACUUUCUCAGAUCAUCUUCAUUGAAGAACAAGCAGCCGGCAUAGGGAAAAGUGCCAAAAUAGUGGUCCAUCUUCAUCCAGCAUCUUCCAACAAAGAUCCUGGUCCUUUCCAGAACAGCAAAUAUUCUUAUAUAAAACUUUCAUUCAAAGAACAUGGCCAGAUAGAGUUCUACAGGCGGUUAUCAGAAGAAAUGACACAGCGAAGAUGGGAGACUAUGCCUGCUUCUCAGACUAUUCAGAUAAACAGAGGUCCGCAGGCUGGAAGGAUAAGAGCGGCAGGAAUAGUCGGUAUUGAGAGGAAAUUAGAAGAAAGAAGAAAGGAGAUGGAUAAAAACAUAUCUGAGGCUUUUGAAGACCUCAGCAAACUAAUGGAAAAGGCUAAAGAAAUGGUGGAGUUAUCCAAAUCGAUUGCUAAUAAGAUCAAAGAGAAGCAAGGUGACAUAACUGAAGAUGAGACCAUCAGGUUUAAAUCCUAUCUCCUGAGCAUGGGUAUAGCUAAUCCAGUUACUCGAGAAACGCAUGGAUCCGGCACACAUUACCAUAUGCAACUGGCAAAGCAGCUAGCUGGUAUUUUACAGGCACCGCUGGAGGAGCGGGGAGGAAUAAUGUCACUCACAGAAGUAUAUUGUUUGGUGAAUCGUGCUCGAGGCUUAGAGCUGCUUUCCCCUGAAGAUCUCGUAAAUGCAUGUAAGAUGCUAGAAGCUCUGAAACUGCCUAUCAGGCUUCGUAUCUUUGACAGUGGCGUCAUGGUGAUUGAGCUCCAGUCCCACAAUGAAGAGGAGAUGGUGGCUUCUGCCUUAGAGACGGUAUCUGAGAAGGGGUCCCUCACAGCAGAGGAGUUUGCAAAGCUUGUGGGAAUGUCUGUACUUCUAGCCAAAGAGAGGCUUCUUCUAGCAGAAAAGAUGGGUCAACUUUGCAGAGAUGAUUCUGUGGAAGGCUUGCGGUUCUAUCCAAAUUUAUUUCUGACACAAAGUUAGCCGUCAGUGCUUUCUGUCCUCUCCCUGCGAAUGCCAUUAUAAUGGUCUUGGGCAGUCUGAACAAAAGAAUGUAAAAAGAUGGACCUUUUUUUCUCAAAGACAAAGAGGAUUGUGAAUGAUCAAUCACAGUCAUGACUUCCUGCCUUGUUUGUGUCUUUGGGAGUAAAUUCACAUGGUGGUGGAGUUACUGGACAUACCUAAGCCCAGUGUUGUUUUUAUUUGUGGAGGAAGGAAAUGAUGUGAUUCAGGAAAGGAGGGGAAUUGUCACCAAGGUCUACUGCAGGAGCAGGAAAGAGGGCAAUGCACAUUAUUUCCUUACUGGGUUUUUUCCUCUAUUUCUGUGGAUUCUGUAUCUCCAAAACGGUGAUGUAUUCCAGACAGAGGUCCCUUGCACCAAUGUAACACAAAAUUACAGAGUGGUUAUUUUUCCCCACUUAGUACAAAAUUACUUCCCAUGUGAAGUACAAACUUCGAAGGACAAAUGUCCUUUAGAAGGAUUAAAUCUGUGUUUAUGAAAAAUGCAGAGAUUGUGUGUUGCUUUGUAUGGAAAAAAAAAGGAUCGUUGUGAAUGCUUGUGAAUUUCCUUCCUUCUAUUAUUUGAUUCUCAGCUAUUGUUGCUAUUUUUGUCCAUUCCUUUGCAUAGCUGUGAAAGAGGGCAGUUUGCCAUCUCCCUUUUAAAGCAGUACAAGUGGAUUGUUUUUCUCUCUUUUAUUAAAACAGUCAUUGAUUUGAGAACCCACCAUUGUGGCGGAGAGGCUUCUUUUAUGUGUGUGUGUAAGUUAUUGCUAUGUUUGUUUCUGCUUCUGAACAUGAAACAAAUGCUAAUUUUUUUCUUGUGAUGAGUUUUUUUUAAUAAUAUAAGAAGCCUCCUUGGUGGCCUUGAUUGGGCAAAAAAGCAUCAAACAAAUUUGGUGAAUAAAAGAAAUAAAGAAAUGUGAAUGUGCACCACCAGCAAUCCCAGAAUGGUGUAUUUGCUGUGUUCCUUUAAAAUACGGCUUGAACAAUUAGUUUGUCUAGAGAUUCAUGUAUGAAAAAUCUUAUUUACUUUUAUAAAUAUUGUUAACUGUUGUUCAGCUAAAAGUAUAAACUUUUUGACAAAAAAAGGUUAUUGAU
Sphaerodactylus townsendi is the source of this 2978-nucleotide messenger RNA. It is a transcript of the gene VPS36, whose product is annotated as vacuolar protein sorting 36 homolog. The coding region runs from base 705 to 1865 and encodes 386 amino acids. Gene Ontology annotation, cellular component: ESCRT II complex; late endosome membrane. The record is from RefSeq and is a predicted model, not a curated record. The transcript is spliced from 14 exons. Gene Ontology annotation, molecular function: ubiquitin binding; phosphatidylinositol-3-phosphate binding. NCBI's taxonomy places the organism in Eukaryota, Metazoa, Chordata, Lepidosauria, Squamata, Sphaerodactylidae. Gene Ontology annotation, biological process: protein transport to vacuole involved in ubiquitin-dependent protein catabolic process via the multivesicular body sorting pathway.